AUGGCCUCAUUCAAGUCCAUCCCGGGUGCUGAUGAUGUGUCACCGGUCCGCCAUUAUAGGAAUUGUCCCUCUCGCGUCCCCUCCCCCCCAAACCAGCGUCAACACGCACACUCAAUCUCUCUCGGUGCCGUCAAUGCCAAUCAUCGCGUAACGCGUCGGAAGAGUGUCACCACCGCCGCUGUCAAUGCCGCCGCCGCGGUCGCGGCCUCUUUGCAGGAAGGCGGAGAGUCUAUGUCGCUCCCCAUGGCCGCGCACCGCCGCAGCCUGGGUGGCCGCAAGGGACUGGAAUCUACUUCGGUAGGAGGCGCCUCGGGUUUCAGCUCGUAUCUCUCCCGGAGUAUGAACAGCCCUAGCCAGGAACCACCGGUCGCCCGCAAGGCUUCCCCGAGCAACUCGGACGCGGACGGCAAGGCUAUCCCCAAGGGCCGGAACCGCCGUGCCAGCGAAGGCGCUCAAAUCAAGCUUGAUGGGAAGCGCAACCCGGCCUCAAUCCGCUGCGACCGUUGCGGGAAAGGGUAUAAGCAUGGCAGCUGCUUGUCCAAGCAUAUGUGUGUAUCCCCCAUACCGCCCGGUCGUCUUCUCCUUGCUCGAUCGGGAGCAUGCGCCAUGUCGGCUCUGUGCAGGUGGGAACACGACCCGGCGUGGGCGAUUACCUCGAAAUUACUCAUUUCCAAGCACCAGCAAGUCCAGCUGCUGGAGGCCGCCACCGUGUUGGUCGGCAUGAACGACCCUUUAGACGAACUUCCCGAGGAGUCCGCCGAAGUCGAGUCGGUGAUUUCCUCUGCGUCACCGGACGCCUCUUCGGAUGUACGGGAUGGAGUCAGUUCGGCCGAGACGACACCGCCACCUCUGGACGAGCAGGAAGAGGACGAUGACUUCGAAAUGUCAGGCAUGCCGGCCAACUGGACUAAACGCCCUAGCAUCGGUAACGCUUCGGCCGCUUUCUCCCGCUCUUACCAGUCGAUCCCCUCGAGCUCGUACAACGGCAGCGCUCCGCUUCACUCGCCGGCCUUCUCUCACUUCCGCAAGUCCAGCGUUGACACCCGUCCAUCCACCGCCGACACCCGACUCAACGAGGAAGAUGAGGCUGAUUUGGCUGCUGCCAUCGGACUCUGCAACUUUGGCACCCCCCGCACAGGGCCAGUUUCUAUGACCCCUGAUGUCCCUCCGGUGCCGCCGCUGCCCGCCCGCUACCUCGACUCCGGCAGCCACCCGAGCAACCAGAGCCCGGGUCUCGGCCACUCGGGUUCCAUUAAUGACGCUCUCCGCCGUGACUCCAAUGCCGAGUUGUUUCUCUCCGCCUCCCUCAACCCAUCUUUGUCCUACAAGGUAUCUGACGAACGGGGAGUGCGAACUAGUGACAUCAAGACAAAUGAGACCCGGCACCGUCGCAACGCAGACGUGGACUUUGGCAGCCGCCGUGCUCCCGCUGAUGACGAUGAUGAUGGUGUUUUCGGCCAGAUGGAAGAGUAG
Molecule: messenger RNA, 1473 nt
Organism: Penicillium cosmopolitanum
Lineage: Eukaryota; Fungi; Ascomycota; Eurotiomycetes; Eurotiales; Aspergillaceae
Product: putative C2H2 finger domain protein
Exons: 3
Coding region: 1-1473 (490 amino acids)
Source: RefSeq, a predicted model, not a curated record